Messenger RNA from Coturnix japonica (Japanese quail), 5559 nucleotides. The record is from RefSeq and is a predicted model, not a curated record. NCBI's taxonomy places the organism in Eukaryota, Metazoa, Chordata, Aves, Galliformes, Phasianidae.
UGGAAUACAGGCUGACCCAGUAAAGGAGCCCACGGGGGUCUCCUCUGUCCCGGAGCCGUCGGCUCCGCACAGGUCAGAUCCGAUCCCUGGGGCUGAGUCUGAUCUUGCGGAGGCUGUCGCAAGGGAAAGACGCGAGUUGUGGUCUAUGCUGGCAAGGCACGGGAUGGAGGAUGGCGAUAAUGAGUUAGUACAGACAGCAAUGGAGAAUCUUGCAUUCCGUGUCAUCUAUACCCCCAACCCGCAGGGAGGGGUCCUAGCUGAAAUUCGACCUUUGGACUGGAAGAUGCUGUCACAGCUACGGGCUACAGUAGGGACAUAUGGGGUGACUAGUGAACCGGCCAGGCAAAUGAUAGAUUAUCUUUUUAAUGCGCAUGUCCUUCUCCCAGCGGAUAUUAGAAGUAUAGUGAAAUUGAUUUACACCCCUCAUCAAUUAAUAAUGUUUAAUGCCCAUUGGCAUCAGGAGGCUAUGGCUUCCGUAGCAGUACAAAGGGGACCAGGAGAUCCCUUGGCGGGUAUAACCUUAGAACAAUUGAUGGGUCUUGGGGCGUGGACUCGAAUAGAGGCUCAGGCAAUUUCUGAUCCUGAUGUUUUGCGAGAAACUAUGAAUAUAGCCAGGAAAGCUAUGGAUAAGAUAAAAGUCCCGGGAGGAACGCCUAUUUACAUGGGAAUAAAACAGGGGCGUGAGGAGCCGCUAGGUAAUUUCAUAGAUAAGGUUGUGGAUGCCAUCAAGAAGGCUAGUGUUCCAGAAUACAUGCAAGGGGCGCUGAUUAAGCAAUGUGUGCUCCAAAAUGGCAACUCCUCAACCCUAUCUAUUGUCAAUACACUGCCUGGGGAUUGGUCAAUUCCCGAGUUACUAGAGAAAGCUGCCUCAGUUCCAACUGGAGCCCAGGCCUUUUUAGUGAGCGCUUUGCAAAAGAUUGGCGACGGUUUGCGUGAACAGGCAAAGGCAUUUCAGGAACAAUCAAGAUCCGCGCAAUCCCAGGUUUUAGCAGCCCUUGCACCCCUCCAAGCUGCAGUCUCUAUAAGCCCCCGCUCGCAGAACAGCUCCUGCAUGAAAUGCUUCCGUUGUGGAAAUACCGGACACAUCCGUCGUGAAUGCCAAGCAACUGGGGUUUGGUGCGGCAAGUGUCAAUCCAAUACCCAUAACGCCGCUGCAUGCCGUAGAAAGUCGGGAAACGCGAGAAGCAGCGCGAGCAGCAGCCGCGCUCAGACACAAAUGGCAGCUGCAGUAACAGCAAACCCCAACAGCGACAGCCCCAACCUGCCACCAGCGGGAGCCUCGGCUGGGACGUGGCAGCCUCAGUAGAUGUUACUAUUUUGACCAACCAGCCUCAUCGAAUCCCUACCGGACUAAUUGGCCCUGUCAUGAUUAACGGUCAAGCAACCGGAGGAUUGUUAGUGGGCAGAUCAUCCGCCAGCAUGAUGGGACUAUUUGUUUUGCCCGGAGUAAUAGAUGCGGACUACCAGGGGGAAAUUAUGAUCAUGGUACACACCCCUUACCCACCUGUAAAGAUACUUAAAGGACAGCGUUUGGCUCAACUAGUACCACUGCCACAGUUAACGAAAGGGAUGGCUCCCCUUAAGCAGGAACCAAGAAAACAAGGAGGGUUCGGCUCAACUGGGGAGUUAACCCUACUCACCCUCGAUUUAUCAACACACCCAAAAAGAUUAUGUACUCUACGUUACCGUGAUCAGAGCAUUACUCUGACACAACUGUUGGAUACAGGCGCAGACACGUCUAUUAUCACCCCAGGGGAAUGGUCAUCCGGCUGGCCGCUUCAAUCUUCAACUACCACGGUGUCAGGGGUUGGAGGAAUGACACUGGCAAGCCGAACCCCCAUGCUCACAGUAGAAAUAGACGGCAGGAGAGACACAGCAGUUUUUUCGCUUACAUUGCUCCCACCUAUGGUAUCCUGCCUUAUCAGUAGGGACGUGCUGGCCCAACUGGGUCUUGUCCUUACCAAUGAGCACCCUUCAGUGUAAUGGCCAUUGCUUGGACUUUCCCACUACCACUUGUAUGGACUACAGAGAACCCAGUCAUGGUUAAGCAAUGGCCGCUAAAAUGGGAAAGUCUUCAGCAAGCACAUCAGCUCGUGCAGGAGCAAUUUGCCCAAGGACACCUAAAACUAUCCACUAGUCCUUGGAACACCCCAAUAUUCGUAAUCAAAAAGAAAUCCGGAAAGUAUCGUCUACUGCAUGAUCUAAGGGCUGUCAACGACCAGAUGGAGCCCAUGGGGGCACUUCAACCUGGGUUACCCAACCCCUACAUGAUUCCUGAACAUUGGCCCAUUCUCAUCAUCGACCUGAAAGAUUGUUUCUUUACAAUCACCCUACACCCCCAGGUUACAAAACGUUUUGCCUUUACUCUACCGGCAAUAAAUAGGGGGGGAGCCUGACAAGCGGUUUGAGUGCACAGUGCUACCGCAAGGGAUGCGUAACUCCCCAACUAUUUGCCAGUUGUAUGUUGACGCAGCACUGCAACCAUUACGCUGAGAAAUGCCAGACACCAUUAUUUAUCAUUAUAUGGAUGAUAUUCUUCUGGCUCAAAAAGAUCCAUUCACAGACUCUCAGAUCGAACACAUCAAAGCAGUGCUGGCAGCCUCCUCUUUAGUUAUAGCUUCUGAAAAGGUACAAAAAUCCACGCCCUGGAAAUAUCUAGGAUUGCAAAUCACUGAUAAGCGAGUGAAACCGCAAAAACUAACCAUCGCCACGGACAUCACUACACUUAAUGAUGCACAAAAGCUCCUUGGAGACUUACAAUGGCUAAAAUCUGUAGUAGGUCUCCCAAAUACACUGCUAGAAAAACUGUUACCCUUGCUAAAAGGCACGGACCCUUGCUCCCCAGUGACUCUUAUGCCAGAACAAAAGGAGGUGCUACAAAAGAUUUCAGACUGUAUCACUAAGGGGUUCGUCUCCCGCAUGGACCCCACCGUACCAUUGACCCUCACUGUCUGGAGCAGCGAUGUACAUCUCCUUGGCGCAGUCACUCAGCAUAAAAAGAAAACGGGGGAGAGGGUCCUGGAAUGGAUCUCGCCACCUCUUCAAAAACGGAAAACAAUAACCACAAAAACUGAAAACCUGGCAGCAGUGGUCAAAAGGGGCUGCAUGCGCAUAUUAGAGAUCAGUGGUCUGGAACCACAGACAGUUUAUCUCCCCAUGGAAAAAGCAACACUUGACCGGUAACUGCUAAAUUUGCCAGACCUAGCUGAAGCACUCUUAGCCUCAGGAGCUAAAGUAGAAACAGGUCCACUUGUCCCACGAGCACUGCAAUGGAUCGGUGAAUGGAGCUGGAUAGGUAUGCCUUUGCGAAUGGACAAACCCAUCUCGGAAGCCAUAACUGCUUAUACUGACGCUGGGAAAAAGACACGCAAGGCAGCCAUCGUUUGGGAGAAGGAGGGAGUAUGGCAGCAACACACGCUGUUCUGAGUGGACGAAGCCAGCGAGGUCACCGCAUCCUGGAGAACACGGUGAACGUGGAUGAGCGUCUUCGGCUGGGUGAAUGUGGAAGAGUGUCUCCGGCUGCUGGAGGAGCCUUACCAGACCUUCCUUCGGCAUGUUUUGUCAACAGUGACAGAGACAUUCUAUGAUCCAUAUACCUAACUGGUGCGAGCACUAAUAGCUCUACGAGGACCAAUUCCAUCCAUUCGCGGGUGUUGGGGAUGCGGUGCGCGCGUAGGCUGUAGGGCCCAAGUAUUGCUCUGUUGUGGCAGUUGUGGGAAAUUGGGCUGGUACCCACAAUCAGUUUUUUACGAACCGAACGCUUUGUGGUGCAGAGUGUCGGAAUAACUGGUGGUCGCAGAACGCAGAAAUUGAGGGGCUAUAACAAGGAUCCUUGGCCAGGCAUUUCUGGAACCUUAGGCAUUGGGUUAAGAGAGCCCAAGCUACUGGGAGGUCUCGCAUCAUAAAUUACCAAUGUGGCCUUGGAAUCAGAGCUUUUGGGGCCUGAGAGCAGCCCUGGUGGUACUGGUUUGGCUGCGAUGCUGUGGUGCAUUUUGGGCCCCUCCGCAACCUAAGGAAAAUAUCUGGGUUACGCUAGCUAAUAAGAUGGGCCAAGAUGCCAUAUGCUUAGCAUUAUCAUCUCCUGGCAACCCUUUUUCCACCUGCUUGGUAGGCAUACCCUUGGACACUCCUCCAUGUCCAGAAGGUGUCCCGCCUUGUCAAUCAAAUAAUACAAAGGGCUAUGCGGACAAUUGGGACGCGUACAUACCCCAUUUUCCCAUAGCCCCCCUAGAACCACAAGAGUUGGAAAUUCUAGGAUCGGUAAAGGCCGAUUGGUGCAUAUAUUUUAAUUGGACCGGCAUUUAUCAAGUUGGACCUGACAGAUCAAGCAUGAAACCAAGAAGUGUAAAUUCUAGCCUGCUCGUAUAUAGAAAUCAAUCAGUAUGGUGUAACUAUACAAGCACCAGUAUAUCUGUCUCAUCUAACAGCCCUAUAACACUGCCCUAUGGAGUGUUCUUGAUAUGUGGAGAUCGGGCUUGGGCAGGAGUCCCCUCUAAGAUAGUAGGAGGACCAUGUACAUUAGGCCGUUUAACACUGCUUACUCCUAAUACUUCCAUGAUCCUCCAGAUUCACAGACAGCACUCCAGGGUGAAAAGGGUGACUCAUGCCUUUACCCCAGACUGUAGAGAUGGGGUACAAUUUUGGUCUACAACAGGAAGAAUAUUUGCCUCUGUUUUAUCAGCUAAUGUGUCGGCUGCUAAAGCAUUAGCCAUGCUAAACGGUUUGGGCUGCUGGCUAGCAAAACAAACGAAUGCCACCUCAGAGGCAUUAUCUCAACUACUGAUGGAUGUGGAUUCAGUAAGGCACGCUACACUCCAGAAUAGAGCAGCAAUUGAUUUCCUGUUAUUAGCACAGGGGCAUGGGUGUGAGGAGUUCGAAGGCAUGUGCUGCAUGAAUUUGUCAGACCACUCAGUAUCUAUACAUAAGCAGCUACAAACACUGCACACGUUAACCAACCAUUUGCAAGUAAAUUCCGGCUUUGGUCUUGACGACUGGCUUAAAGGCUUAGGUUUAGGCCCCUGGCUCACUUCUCUGCUACAGCACUUGAUUACAAUUGGCCUAGUACUGAUGGCCAUCAUAUUAAUAGUUCCCUGCCUCUUUAAAUGCUUGCAAAAUGCACUAGUGAGAAUGGUUGACUCAAAAUACAAUGCCUCCUUAGUUGUUCAAAAAGAAAACGGGGGAAGUGUGGAGAGUGUUUAUGCAGAAUGGCUUCGUGAGAAAGGACAUGAUGAAAUUCCAUUAGUUAAAUUGUAAGAGAAGGUAUGUGACUGGAGGCAGCAGCUGAGGAGAAAUCAGGAUGUGAAAGACAGGAUAUGUAGCUAAAGACAGAAUAUGUAGCUAGAGGCAAGGACGGCCUAAGGGAAAAGCAAGAUGUGUAGCAAGGUGUAGACAAAGCUGCAAAGAAAAAGUAUCCAUAAGACUAACCACAAAGGUCAGAUGAAGUAAUGUGUAACCCACCAAUCCUGAGCUUUACUUUUGCAAUAUGCAUGAGCUUAUUACUGACUGUAUAAAUAAGAUGCUGUUACACCUAAUAAAUGAGACCUGUUGAUCAUGAUAGCA